AGAUCAAUUAUUUUGUAGUAAUGGAAUUACUAUUCGUUUCGCACAGAUAUUUUAAAUUCAAACUAAAAUAAAAAGGAUAAUUCCCUUGCCACUCUGUAGAUGUCGUCUCUUCGCCGCCAUGACACUUUCAUUAUGGAGUUUCUGUGUGUUUCGUGCACAUCGCGAAAAAUUCUCGUCUCGGAAAAGUUAUAUUUAAAGUGAUUUUUAAGUGUUCUUGAAGAAUGAAUUCAUCAUCGGAUGAGUAUCAGCGUGCUGGGAAACGGAGGAGACAACACAGCGGUGAUCGUUUUCCGAAAAAACGGGAGAAAUCAAGGGAAAAAGUGAAACGACGAAGUCGUUCAAGAAAACGACGCCCAUCCACAUCCUCACGUAGCAGCUCAUCCUCUACAGAAAGAGGAUCAAGGGAAUUCAGCCGAAGAACCAAAAAUAGUGAGCGUUUACGCAGAGAAACGCCACGCAGAACAUUACCUGCAAGUCGAAGCGGCGAGCGUCACCCACGCGGUGCGCCACGCAAACGAAGCAGGUACAAUGAUUCUAACCUCGACAGGAACAGAUACGACUCAGUGAGUGAGAGUUCUGUAUCAUCACACCCCGACGAGCGGAGCUCGAGCAGUCCGCCUCGGGAUGAAACAGAAAAACCUGCUCACGAAACGACACAAUCCGGAAAAAAUCAGCCUGGAACAGAGGAGAAAAUUGACAAACAGGCGUCAGUGGAAGUCGAUAAUGCAGAUCCCCUGUUGAGCCAACUGGACUCUACGGAGUUCGAGAAAAAAGCGACGGGAGCGCCCGUGAAUGAUUCCGUGUCAAAGUUGUGGUCGAACAUUUUCAAAACAGGCUUCAAAAGUCACAAAUACUUCGACUGUCAAAAAAGCCACCAACACCUCGAGAGGAAGGAACGACUCCAAGCCCGGCAAUUUAAACUGGCGGGGCCCUCCCAGGCGCAGUCACAACAGACUGAGACAAGGAGGGCCAAUGAAGAAUCGGAGUUACCAUCAGCGAGCGCCCAGGAAAUAGAGAGAGCAACACCCACUCGCGGACAAACUUAUCCUGGUGGCCGCACUGUUAUCAAGGAAGGCUUCAAAAUGAGAAGACACACGGAAGAGACCGACAACAUCAUGCUGUCGUCGUUAUCCAAUAGAACGUUGAACGAGUACAUUGAAUGUAUAUAGGGCAGCGUUGUCAUUGAUAAUGAAUAAUGAGCACCGCAAAU
Messenger RNA from Leptopilina heterotoma, 1210 nucleotides. RefSeq names its product protein FAM133A-like. The transcript is spliced from 2 exons. NCBI's taxonomy places the organism in Eukaryota, Metazoa, Arthropoda, Insecta, Hymenoptera, Figitidae. Bases 222 to 1169 code for a protein of 315 amino acids. The record is from RefSeq and is a predicted model, not a curated record.